This is a messenger RNA of Oncorhynchus gorbuscha (pink salmon), 1641 nucleotides long. RefSeq names its product structural maintenance of chromosomes protein 6-like. Gene Ontology annotation, molecular function: damaged DNA binding; single-stranded DNA binding. Lineage: Eukaryota; Metazoa; Chordata; Actinopteri; Salmoniformes; Salmonidae. The record is from RefSeq and is a predicted model, not a curated record. Gene Ontology annotation, biological process: double-strand break repair via homologous recombination. Gene Ontology annotation, cellular component: nucleus; Smc5-Smc6 complex; site of double-strand break. Bases 1 to 1641 code for a protein of 546 amino acids. The transcript has 15 exons.
AUGUCCGUAUUUGAAAAGCCUCUUUUGCUGUUCACUGUAAAUCACAGCGAAGGAGAUAAGUAUAAGUUCUUCAUGAAAGCGACUCUACUGGAGCAGAUGAAGAGAGACUACAUCCACAUCAAACAGACUAAAGCAGUGACCAGAGAACAGGUUGAGAGGCAAGAAGAGUGUCUAAAGGAUCUCAAGCAGGAGUUUUUGCAGAAGAAGGAGAGGUACGAAAACCUGUCAUCUGUUGGUAAGAUGAAGGAGACUCUGGAGGAACUGAAGAAGAUGAUGGCAUGGUGCUUGGUGAGAGAAAAGGAGCGGUUGGUUCAACAGCUACAGGAACAGAUAGACACAGAGGGAAGUAAUCACAAACACGAAGAAAACCUUCAACUCUGUCAGAAUAAAGUGACAGUAGCUGAAAAGGAAUUGCAGGAGAUCCAGAGCAGGCUUCACAGUCGGAAAGAAGAGGAGGAGUCUCUGUCAGAGGACUGUCGGAAGAUAAAGGAAGAAGUAAAGUCAAAGAAUAAAGCUCAGAAAGAGCAAGAGGUGGUGUAUUUCCGUGCUGUGAACAAACUGAAACAAUCAGAGAAGGAACAGUCCCUUCUUCACGAGAGAAUUCACAAAGUGAAAAAUAUUGGGAGUCAGAACAAGAAGGCCGAGGCAGAGCACACCAAGAGACUGCAGAAGAUCUCCAGUCUCAGGACGCAGUUGGAGAAGCAUGAGACGCAGUGCACUGCUCUGAAUCAGGAGAUCAAGGACAGGCAACAGGCUCUGUUCAAAGGGAAGGAGGAGUUGGACAAACUACGGUUGGAAGAGAAGAAUAUUCAGGUGUCGAUGGAAGCCAAGCUGAAGAGGAAGAACCAGCUCCUGGCCAGUAGAUCCAACAAACUGAAGCGCUUUGGAGAUAACAUGCCUGACCUGCUAGACAACAUCGACAAGGCUUACAUCCAAGGACGUUUUACCAAGAAACCUCUUGGCCCUAUAGGGGCAUGUAUAAACCUGAAGGACCCUGCCUUAGCUGUAGCAGUGGAGAGCUGCUUGAGGAGCUUCAUGAAGACCUUCUGCUGUGACAACUACAAGGACGAGGCCGUCCUCCAGGAUCUGAUGUCACGCUACUUCUCUAAAGGCAACAGACCCCAGAUCAUUGUCAGCCCCUUCUCUCCUCCGUCUACAAGGUUCAAGGACGGGAACAAGUGGAGUCGAUCACCCAGACUACCCUCAGUACUGGACUCUCUGAGCAUAGCCAACCCAGUCAUCGCAAACUGUCUCAUCGACAUGAGAGGCAUAGAAUCCAUUCUCAUAAUCAAGGAGAAGAAUGCAGCCAGGAGAGUGAUGCAACAAGGCCGACCCCCGAGGAACUGUCGUGAGGCCUUCACUGUGGAGGGAGACCAGGUGUACCCUAACCGGUACUACACUCCAGACUUCAGCAUGGCCAAAUACCUCGGGGGAGAUCUGGAAACAGAAAUUCGCAUGGUGGAGUCAGAGCUGGAGAACUACAAGGCCCAGCUCUCCCGGUUUCAGCUUCACCUGAGCUCAGUCAAUGAGGACAUCCAGCGCAUGGAGGCCAAACUACACAGCACAAUCAUGACUCUGAAAAAGACUCUGGCCACAGUGAAUCAGGUCAAGGCCGGUGUGACCGAGCUGGGAGAAUGUUGA